AUGGAAGAAAUUCACGAGAAUCAGUUAGGUGAAGUUUUACUGUAUCAGUUUGAACCUGUUUUAAACGAAAAUAGAGGUAGUAGUGGGGCAGAAAGCGAUUCCGAGAGCGAGUCAUCCUCAGACGACGACUUUGAUGAAGUAUUCGAGGCUGAGAAUAGCUGGCGUCUUAAAUCGCUCAGUUGGUGCAAGUGUGGCCACUGCACCUUGCAAACAAAGACAAUCGAAAGCUUUUGCUGCCACGAAAAGGCUUUAGAGUACUAUGAGUACGAUGCUUUAGUCACAAAUGCUGAAGGAAGCGGUCAAUGUUGGUUUAGUAAGCUGUGGGUUUAUAGUUAUGGUAUUAGUUUUACUUUGGUCAGAAUUUUCUAA
Paramuricea clavata is the source of this 369-nucleotide messenger RNA. The record is from the annotation of a GenBank genome assembly. Lineage: Eukaryota; Metazoa; Cnidaria; Anthozoa; Malacalcyonacea; Plexauridae.